AUGGCCUCGACGUCGGGGCGGACGGCGACCACACACGGAACGACGCACGGCCUGCGCUCCAAGGCCACCAAGGGGGCCGCCACCUCGGACGACGAGGAUGACGACGGCACGGCCUCGACGUCGGGGCGGGCGACCACCGCGGGGACGGCCUCUACACACGGCACGACGCACGGCCUGCGCUCCUCUUGGCACACCGCCUCGACACAGGGGUCGGCGAUGACAGCGGGCGCGUUUUCGACAACGCCACGCGGACCCGCGGCGUCCUCGACAGAGGCCUCGGAAAACGGCAGUGCAGAGUCGGCCGACACGGAUGAGGCCACGAACGGCACCACUUCAGUUACCACAAGCUCCUCGAUAACAACUGCUACAGCCGGAACCACUAAUUCAUCCACCCAAACUUCGUCCCUUGGACAAACCGCCACCGCCACCACAUCAUCGCCAACCACCACCUCGGCCUCUACCACUUCAUCGCCAACCACCACCUCGGCCUCUACCACUUCAUCGCCAACCACCACCUCGGCCUCUAUCACUUCAUCUUCCUCUUCGACCUCUGAGGAUGACUCCGCGGACGAAACCUCUUCGGACGAUUCGGAUUCCCAGAGUCCAGCCGAGUCCACGAGCGCUUCCUUCCAAACAACGCUCGCAAUAUCAACAAUCCCAGGAGAAGCGUUGACGGCGUCCUCCGAGGCCUCAACCAAGACGUCGGAACCGACAUCCACGAUGGCGUCGUCAGAGAUGCCCGCCAGGACGACCCCACCAUCGUCCACGACGGCGUCGUCCGAGGCGCCUACGAGGACGUCAGCAUCGGCGUCCACGACGGCGUCGUCGGAGGUGCCUACUGCUAGGACGACCCUGCCACCGUCCACGACGGCGUCGUCUGAGACGUCCUCCAGGUCGUCCCGGUCGUCCACCAGGACCGCGUCGUCGUCCUCGUCCUGGCGCCCCUCUGGCAGCGCCACUGACGCCAUGGCUGACGUGUUCGGGUGGCGGGUACGUCCGACUGGUCUACGCGUGUCCUCGGCGUGUCCCCGGUGCCUCGCCCGCCAUGCUGAAUGCGGCCCUGCUCUGCCUGCCCGCAGAAGCCGGGCCAGAAGAUACGCCAAGGUGUUCGCGGCCUACAAGAAGGCCCACUUCGACGAGCUCUCCCUGGCCCCCGGUGACGUGCUCACCGAGCUGCAGCCCUACAGCAAGGGCUGGCUGAAGGGCUGCCUCCGCGGUCAGCGGGGCGUGUUCCCGAGCAACUUCGCCAGGGUAGCCAAAGCCUGCCCCGUGCCGGGCGAGCCAUUCAGCUUCGACAAGCCGGACGACGACGGUGGGUACGGGGUCCGGCCCACUCACCCAGACGUUAUUCACCCAAAACCCAACAGGCCCAAAGUCAAUACACCCACGGCCAAUUCACCCUCUAAAAUUCACCCGAGGUCCGUUAACCCUUUCUCGAUCUCACCCACGUCAAAAUAA
This is a messenger RNA of Thrips palmi, 1458 nucleotides long. RefSeq names its product putative GPI-anchored protein pfl2. Lineage: Eukaryota; Metazoa; Arthropoda; Insecta; Thysanoptera; Thripidae. The transcript has 5 exons. Gene Ontology annotation, molecular function: protein binding. Bases 1 to 1458 code for a protein of 485 amino acids. The record is from RefSeq and is a predicted model, not a curated record.